GUAGUGGAUAGUGGUGUUGUGAGGUGACUGGUGUGUGAUGGUGUAGGAUGUGGCUGCAGAGGUUGCUGACGCUGCUGCUGGUGGCGGCAGCCGCCGGCCGGGGCAAGAGGAACCGCCACCAGAAACCUGGUCGUGCGGUGUUCGACCGUCUCAGCAGCACGGUGGUGAGCGAGGCGCGGGCGGCGGGCGGGGGGGCGCUGCCGCCGCCGCUGGACGUCGCCGCGCACGCCGCCCUCACCGCUACCGCCACCUGCGGCAGCCGCGGCGCAGAGGAGUUCUGCAGGGAUACGCCCGGGAAACGUGGUGUGGUGUGCGACGUGUGCGAGGGGUCCGAGGGCGCCCCGUCCCGGCGGCACCCCGCGGCGAUGGCGGUGGACGGAGACCCCGGCACCUGGUGGCAGAGCCCCGUCUUCGGCGACGGGGAGGACCAGCAGGCGGACUUGGUGGCGGAAUUGCCAGGAAAAAUGGAGCUGCUGCACGUGAUCAUCAAGGUGGGUCCGUCGCCGCGGGCGCUGGCGUGGUCGCUGGAGGUGUCGCCGGCGGCCAGCGGCGACGACUGGCGGCUGGUGCGGGCGUUCGGCGACCGCGACCACUGUCGCCGCCUGUGGGACCUCACGCCCGAGCGACGACGCCGGAAGGCCAGGCGGGCGCGGGGGGUGCGGGGGGCGCGGGGGACGACCACCUGUUCCACGCAGUUCGCCAGCAUCAAGCCAUUGGAGAAUGGCGAGAUGCACGUCGGCCUCGGUUCGGGGGUGGCAGCGCGACGCGUGCGCAUCUCGUUCCGCGCGCCGCACGCGGGCCCGCACCGGUACUACACCGUGCGUGAGCUGACGUUGGCCGCGCGCUGCCUCUGCCACGGACAUGCCACGAGCUGCCACGUCGAUAGCAAGAGUGUAAAGUGCUCGUGUCUCCACGGCACUUGCGGCUUCCACUGUCAGCGGUGCUGCACGGGGGCGCCGUGGGCCCCGCACCGCCCCUGCCCCGCCGACGACCGCGCGGACUGCGCCGGCGCCUACGACGACACCGGGGCGAUACUGUGCAUGAAUUGUACAGACAACCGCGCUGGUCCGCUGUGCGACAAGUGCCUGGUGGGGUUCUACAACGUGCUGCCCGACGACCCCUGCCUGCCCUGCGAGUGCGACCCCGAAGGAUCUGAGGGUACAUGCUCGUGGGACCGGCAGCGCCACCAGUUGAUCUGCGGCUGCCGGGCGGGGUUCGCGGGGCCGCUGUGUGACGCCUGCGAGGACCCCUCCGCCCAGUUCCCCGCCUGCCUGCUCCCCACCACCACCGCCGUCUGCAAGUGCGACCCCCGUGGCGUGGUCGACCCCGACAGAGUUUGUGACGAGGUCUGCGAGUGUAAGGCGAACGUGAUCGGCGAGCGGUGCGACACGUGCGCGGCGGGCCAUUUCGGCCUGAGCGCGGCGCUAGCGGCAGGCUGCCGGCCCUGCUACUGCUCGCACGUCGCCGCCUCCUGCGCCGCCGACCCGAGCCCCGCCCCUGAUAUUGUAUUACCGCUGGGCGAGGCGUGGCUGGUGAGCGACAACGUGACGUCGGAAACGAUGGCGCCCUCUGUGGACGACGAGGGGAAACCGUACGUCAUCAGUUACGAGAUAGAAGGCUGGGAGACGUUUUACUGGCUGAGCACCACGUUCACUGGGGACCAGCUGGCGACGUACGGGGGGGAGCUGCGGGCUGCCGCGACGUGGAGCGUGGCGCGCGGGGACACCGGAGGGAACCCCACCGUUGGACCCGACUUCGUGCUUAUAGCUAGAGACGGUACCAGGGUCGCAUACGAGGACAGGAGCUACCCGUCUCCCGGGCGCGCGGCGCUGGCGGCGGCGCUGGAGGAGGGGCGCUGGUACCGCGACGGCGAGCCCGCCUCACGACACCAGCUGUUGGACGUACUCAGUGACGUCAGAGCGCUGCUCGUCAAGGCGCACUUCCAUUUCGACCAGGAUGAGGUUCGGCUAGAGAGCGUAGAAAUACGCGGCUGUGCGGGCGCGCGCGAGAUCUGCGAGUGUCCGGCGGGAUACGAGGGUCCGCAGUGCGCGCGCUGCGCGUGGACGCACGUGCGGCUGCUGCGUGCGCCCGGCGCCGCGCCCGCCUUCGAGUGCGUGCCCUGCGCCUGCAAUAUGCACGCCUCCUGUGACAGUGUGGACGGCCCAUGCGGAGAGUGCCUGCACAACACCACGGGGCCGCACUGCGAGCGCUGCCUGCCCGGACACUACGGGAAUCCUGUGCAGGGCGCGUGUAAGCCAUGCGCGUGUCCGCUGUUCGAGGCGGCGAACAACUUCAGCCCGAACUGCGCGCUGGCGUCCGCCGCCGGCGACGACUUCGUCUGCACGCAGUGUCCCGACGGCUACAUCGGCGACCACUGCGAACUCUGCGACUCCGGCUACUGGGGCUCUCCGAGCACGCCGGGCGGGUCAUGCGCGCCGUGCGACUGCGGCGGCGGGCCGUGCCACCCCUCCACUGGCCGCUGCCUCGUCUGCCCGCCGCAUACUGAGGGCGAACGCUGCGAUCAGUGUCAGGAGGGGUACUGGUCGGGCGGCGAGAACGGGUCGUGCGUGUCGUGCGGGUGCGGCGCGGGCGCGCUGUCGGCGGCGUGCGACGCGCGCACCGGCCGCUGCGCCUGCCACCCCGCCUGGGCGGGCCGCACGUGCAUCGAGUGUGCGCCGGGAUAUGGAGAUGUGGAGGCUGGCUGCCCACCGUGUCGCUGCGGCGCAGCGGCGCUGUCUGCAGCGUGCGCGACGCAGACCGGCGCGUGCGAGUGCGCCGCGGGCGCCGCGCCGCCGCACUGCGACGCCUGCCUGCCCGACCACUACAACUUCACCGGCGAGGGGUGCGCAGCCUGCCGGGCGGUGGCGGCCGGCGCGGGCCGCGCGCCAAACGCAGUCGACCCCAGCACCCCGCCGCUCGCGAACGCGCGCGCCUUCCACUCGCGAGUUCCGAAUUCUAAUCUGUUUUGUUUCGACAAGGCGGCAAAAGUGUUUAGUGAUAAUCCUUAA
Aricia agestis (brown argus) is the source of this 3008-nucleotide messenger RNA. RefSeq names its product laminin subunit alpha-1-like. The transcript has 19 exons. Gene Ontology annotation, biological process: axon guidance. The record is from RefSeq and is a predicted model, not a curated record. Gene Ontology annotation, cellular component: basement membrane. The coding region runs from base 48 to 3008 and encodes 986 amino acids. NCBI's taxonomy places the organism in Eukaryota, Metazoa, Arthropoda, Insecta, Lepidoptera, Lycaenidae.